UAACUGCAGUCCCCGGCAACGCGCAGCCUCCCAGCAGCUCUGAGCGGGUUCACUUCAAGCAACGAUUACUAUCCUUCUGGACUAAAACGGGAUCGGUUAACGCAGGAGUGGAGUUAUUAUUUCAGUUGCGGAGGUUUGGUACAACUUCCCUGCAGACCGGAUCGCAGCCUAACAGACUUUCGCGCCGGUGGCCAUGAAGUAGGAGAGCAGAGCGGAGUCCGGCAAUAGGCCGUUAGCAGGCUGAGCUAACCUACGUGAAGCUAUUUGUAUGGGCGCUAACUAGCCAAGUGCUGUUUUUGUUAGCAUAACAGAUAGUAUAUAACGACUUUUGGCUUGUCUUUAUGCUGAUUGUACAGAGAAACCUUAGCGUAGUUCAGUGCAUUUGUACGUUUAAUUAAGUUUCGCUGAGUUUUGAGGUCUUUUUUUUUUUUUUUGAGGAAAGUAUUUAACAAGGAAAAAAAAAAAAACAACUUUAACGCAACGAAUCAAGUGGAGUUUUUUGGUUUAUUUUGGGGGAUGAUGUGUGUACCAAAGUAAUCAGUAUCUAUAAUCGAACAGACAUUGAUGAUCAAACUUGAGUCGAAAACUAUCUGGACUGCACUCCUCCCUUGCUCCUUGACUGGACUACAGUUCGCAUUUCAGCCUCUCUACACCCCGUCGACUGGACCGUUGUCUUAGAUCUUUGGCUCGGCUUCACUAGCUGGCCGCUCGGCACUGGCUGCCCAAUGGAGGAUCAUGACAACAUGGACUAUUUUUACCAGCAGGUACAGCAGAAGGACGUUACACGCAGACUGCAGGUCGGCCAGGACCUCAUAGACUACCUGAACGACCCAGAUCGCUCCCCGGACGUGGAGCAGGACAAGCCUCGGCUUGAUAAGACCAUAGACGAGUUAACGGGAUGGAUCAACUCCAGCAAUUUCAAGGUGGCUUUGUUAGGGAUAGACAUCUGCGGGGCAUUCGUGGACCGCAUAGGAGAACGUUUCAAAGGAUACUUUGGCACAGUCUUGCCAGCUCUGGUGGACCGGCUGGGUGACGGGAAGGAUCAGGUCAGGGAGAACAGCCAAGCUCUCAUCCUUCGCCUCAUGGAGCAGACCGCAUCGCCCAUGAACGUGUGGGAAAGGCUGACUCCUGGCUUUAAACACAAAAACUUCCGCAGCCGAGAAGGAAUCUGCCUCUGUCUCAGCGCCACACUCGGCACGUUCGGAGCCCAGCCUCUCAGCCUCAGCAAAUUAGUUCCACAUCUCUGCGCUCUGACUGGAGAUCAGAACCCACAGGUUCGAGAGGCUUCUAUAACAACGCUAGUGGAUGUUUAUCGUCACGUCGGAGAGAAAGUCAAAGCAGACCUGGGAAAGAGAGGACUUCCAGCUGCUCGGCUACAGACGAUAUUUGCUCGUUUUGAUGACGCCUUGAAUUCUGGCAACAUGGCUCUGAGCCCAAGUCACGAUCGUAGUUUCGACGAUGACGACAGCGUGGACGGGCGCUCCUCUUCAGCUCAGGCUGCUUUCAAGAUUCCCAAAGUUCCCAAGAAACCUGCAGAGUCCUCUGCUGCACGCCGGCCCAGCGCCACCAGCAGCAAGCUAGUGUCUAAGGAAAGUACUGGAGCAGUUGAUGAAGAAGAUUUCAUCAGAGCUUUCACAGAUGUCCCUACUGUUCAGAUCUACUCCGCACGGGACCUUGAGGACAACCUUAAUAAGAUCCGUGAGAUCUGCUCUGACGACAAACACGACUGGGACCAGAGAUGCAUCGCUCUGAAGAAAAUCCGGUCCCUGCUGGUUGCGGGCGCAGCCAGCUACGACUGUUUUUACCAGCACCUGCGGUUGUUAGACGGAGCCUUCAAGCUGUCUGCUAAAGAUCUGCGCUCACAAGUGGUCCGAGAGGCAUGCAUCACUGUGGCCCAUCUCUCGUCAGCCCUGGGUAAUAAGUUUGACCAUGGAGCCGAAGCCAUCGUCCCCGUUCUGUUCAACCUCAUUCCUAACUGCGCUAAAGUCAUGGCCACCUCUGGCGUCUGCGCCAUCCGCAUCAUUAUACGGCACACCCACGUCCCGCGCCUCAUCCCUCUGAUAACCAGCAACUGCACGUCCAAGUCUGUGGCCGUGAGAAGGCGCUGUUAUGUUUUCCUGGAUCAUCUUCUACAGGAAUGGCAGACCCACUCUCUAGAAAAACACACUGCAGUUCUGGUGGAAAGCAUCAAAAAGGGAAUUCGAGAUGCCGACUCGGAGGCCAGAGUGGAGGCCCGCAAGGCCUACUGGGGCCUGAGGAACCACUUCCCCGGUGAAGCCGACGCUCUUUACAACUCCUUGGAGUCGUCGUACCAGAGGACGCUGCAGUCGUGUCUGAAGAGCUCCGGCAGCGUGGCCUCGCUUCCCCAGAGCGACCGCUCCUCAUCUUCCUCCCAAGAGAGCCUUAACCGUCCUCUGACUUCCAAGUGGUCAGCCGCUCCGGGGAGAGUCCCUGCUGGUUCAAGGGGCGGGGCUUCCUCAGUCUCCCUGCAGCGUUCCCGCAGCGACGUGGAUGUGAACGCAGCAGCAGUUGCUAAAUACCGGCACGUCGGACAAACCAGGGGAGCGAACCGCCUUCCCCCCGGCUCCUACUCCUCUCUGGAUGAUGCCUCUGAUAAAACGGAUGGCCGAGUUCGUACCAAGCAGCCCUUGUCGACCGCCAGCACUGUGUCGAGCCAGGUGGACUCCCGAGGGCGCAGCCGCACCAAGAUGGUCUCCCAGUCGCAACGUUCCGACGAAUCCGAUUGCACGCCAGGAUCUCAGUCUGCUAACCCUGUUGGUGCCGGCAGUCGGAGCGGCUCUCCGGGUCGCGUGCUGACCACCACGGCGUUGAGCACCAUGAGCUCCGGGGCUCACCGGGUGCUGGGCGGAGCCACCGGGGACGGACACAGGCGCAGCCGCAUCCCCCGCAGCCAGGGCUGCUCCAGGGACUCCUCGCCCACUCGGCUCUCUGUCGCUCCUUCUAGCUUUAGCUCAAACUACAACAGUGCCAGCAGAGGAGCUCGAGGCAGUCGUAUCCCUCGGCCCAGUAUGAGUCAGGGCUGCAGCAGGGAGGCCAGCAGAGAGAGCAGCAGGGACACCAGCCCCAUACGCUCCUUCACACCUCUUGCAACUCGGAGCUACUCCCGCUCCACUGGAGCGCUCCACACACCUGAUGCUUUUGGGGCUGCAGGAUCGGGUUUUGGCAUCAGCCAGUCCAGUCGUCUUUCUUCUUCGGUCAGUGCCAUGAGGGUCCUCAACACUGGCUCCGACGUAGAGGAGGCCCUCGCUGAUGCGCUGCUGGUGGGAGACAUGAGAUCUAAGAAGAAGCCGGCACGGCGGCGGUACGAGAACUACAGCAUGUAUUCUGACGACGACGCCAACAGCGACGCAUCCAGCGCCUGUUCGGAGAAAUCCUACAGCUCGAGGAACGGAGGGGUCAUCCCCACCUACAUGAGGCAAACUGAAGACGUGGCUGAGGUGCUCAACCGCUGCGCCAGUGCCAAUUGGUCUGAGAGGAAGGAGGGACUUCUGGGCCUGCAGGCUCUGCUUAAGAACCAGCGAACACUCAGUCGGGUGGAGUUGAAGAGGUUGUGUGAAAUCUUCACCAGGAUGUUUGCAGACCCUCACAGUAAGCGAGACUCCGGCAGGGUGUACGGCUCGGCAGAAUCCGGUAUAAGCUCAGCCUCCUUCAAGAGAGUGUUCAGUAUGUUCCUGGAGACCCUGGUGGACUUCAUCCUGGUCCAUAAGGACGACCUCCUAGACUGGUUGUUCGUCCUGCUCACACAGCUGCUGAAGAAGAUGGGAGCCGACCUGCUGGGUUCUGUCCAGGCCAAAGUCCAGAAAGCUCUGGACGUCACACGAGAGUCUUUUCCAAACGACCUUCAGUUCACUAUUCUCAUGAGGUUCACUGUGGACCAGACGCAGACGCCCAGCCUCAAGGUGAAAGUGGCCAUCCUGAAGUACAUCGAGACGCUGACGCUGCAGAUGGAGGCCUCCGACUUCGUGAACUCCAGUGAGACUCGACUCGCGGUUUCUCGCAUCAUCACCUGGACAAUUGAACCCAAGAGCUCCGAUGUCAGAAAGGCAGCCCAGGCGGUUCUGAUCGCCCUGUUCCAACUCAACACUCCGGAGUUCACCAUGCUGCUGGCAGCUCUUCCCAAAACCUUCCAGGAUGGAGCCACCAAGCUGCUUCAGAACCACCUGAAGAACACGGGCAACACGGCCCAGGCACCAAUGGGAAGCCCUUUGACGCGUCACACCUCCCGAUCGUCUGCCAACUGGUCCAGUCCCGUCACUUCACCUACCAACACCUCACAAAACACCCCGUCACCAAGUGCGUUUGACUACGACCCGGAGAACCUGAAUUCUGAGGACAUCUACAGCUCCCUGAAAGGCGUCACAGAGGCGAUCCAGAACUUCAGCGUCCGGAGCCAGGAGGACAUGAACGAACCCGUCCAACGGCGAGAAGGAGACGACGGGGGAAACGUGUCAGACGUGAUGGACGGCGGUCGAAUGGCUCUCGACAACAAGACUUCCCUCCUCAACACGCCCCUCCUCACCUCCAGCCCCCGAGUCGCCCACGAUCACUUCUACGACUCGCCCCUGAAACAGAGCCGGAAAGACAUCAGCCUGGAGGACUCGGGCCAACUCACCGACGACAGCGGGCUCGAUCAGUCGGAGCGAGUGGCCGAGCUCCUCAAGGAGCUGUCCAAUCACAAUGAGCGCGUAGAAGAAAGAAAGGCGGCGCUGUACGAGCUGCUCAAGCUGAUCCGCGAAAACACCCUGCAGGUGUGGGACGAGCACUUCAAGACCAUCCUGCUGCUUCUGCUGGAGACGAUGGGUGACAGAGAGCACGUGAUCCGAACGCUGGCUCUGAGGGUGCUGAGGGAGAUUCUGGGUAAGCAGCCUUGGAGGUUCAAGAACUAUGCAGAGCUCACCAUCAUGAAGGCCUUGGAGGCUCACAAAGAUCCACACAAAGAGGUGAUCCGCGCUGCGGAGGAGACAGCUGCCAUGUUGGCACUGUCCAUCAGUCCAGACCAGUGCAUCAAAGUGUUGUGUCCAAUUAUUCAGUCAGCUGAUUACCCCAUCAACCUGGCUGCUAUCAAGAUGCAGACAAAGGUGGUGGAGAGAGUUCCCCGAGAGGGCCUGGCCAGCAUGCUGCCCGAGAUCGUCCCAGGACUCAUACAGGGUUACGAUAACUCUGAAAGCAGUGUGAGGAAAGCCUGUGUGUUUUGCCUGGUGGCCAUCCAUGCAGUGAUUGGAGACGACCUCAAACCGCACCUCAGCCAACUCUCCAGUAGCAAGCUGAAGCUGUUGAAUCUCUACAUCAAACGUGCCCAGUCUGGCUCCACUGGCAGCGAACCGUCAGGCGAGGGUCUAUAGAAGUCGCUCAGUCCCAGAGUGUGACUGCAGAACUGCAACUGUCCACAGCAAACAAAAAAACAUCUGCUCCUCAGAUCACACCCACACAGACGGAGACCAACGGGGGCAGACUGCUUACAUCCACAACAAGACAUGGUGUAUACACACAAAAUAAGUACACAGAGUGCUCAUGUUUCCAGCUUCGCUGCAAGAAAGAGAGAGCGAAGGAGGGAGAGGGAGUCGUGGUUCACAGGAGAGGAACGUUGUAGUUCUCACUGAGUGUCGUCCACCCUGGCUUCAGACUGGACUGAACCCUUAAAUCUGGAAUAAAUAAAAACAGCACCCGACUUCCGCUCUCAUAUUCCACCCGGGUUUCUCACCACUCACUCACUCACUCACCCCAGGAUGAAGAUGUCGCGUGUCCGUCCUGUCCAUCAAUGUCCGCUCUCAGAAACAGCUUAACGUCAGUAGGGAGUGAUGCAUCUGCAUGGUUUCAUUUUUCCCGGGGUUUAAUAUUCAUCAAACGUUGCGAUGUACAAACUGUGCUCUUUCCUGUUUCCUUCUUGGACAGUCAGUAACCGGGUCCAGGUUGCCGGGAAUGUACGGUGUCAUAGUUUGGAUUAUUUUAAGAAAUGAGAUUUUACUGCAGUGUUUUUUUUUUUCUUUUGUUUGUUUUUUUUUUUUAAUACGUUAUAGUUUCUCACAAAAGUAGAUCAAGAAUCUACUUUUUUUUUUUUUUUCUUUUUUUUUCUCAGAAAGGUGCUGACAAACCUCAGAGGUACGACCCACCCCGGCAGUGCACUAACACACACCACAGUACCGAUAAAAUCCAGAGGGGGUGUUUGGCUAUGCAUGAAACUAAAGAUAAACAAAUAACAUUUUAUUGUGGUCAAGUUUGCAGUCGAGAAUAAAACUGACUGCGGUUUUAAAUUAAUGUGAACGAUGUCCGGCCCUUUCACAUGAACCUCAGAUGGUUUUCCAUUUCUCCAAGCUCACGUUCGAUCAGCCCACUUCUGAGGAAGAUGCUGCUUUACACAUGAAGUAUGACCGUACCUGGCUAAUUAUCAUAUAGUGGACAUGUAUCUAUAUAUGAUAUUAAGAUUGAUUAUUCAAUAACGGUGUCAGGUAGGAGGAGUUUCCCCCCCAGGGGCGGGGGUGCAGGCACGCACCUUCACCCAUCCACGUUUUAUUUCCUUUUCUCUGUUGCGCGUGCCGUAGUCUUACUGACUCACUGUUUUUUUGUUUUGUUUUUUUUCUCUGCUGAGAAGAAAUUUGUAGAAAUGUAUUAUUUACAGAUCUGGAAAGAAAACGUUCUGUCUUCUUCACUUUUCUCUUUCCUCUCCAUUGUCUUUCUUUCCUCUGUCUUACAACAUUCUAGUUUUCUUUGUGCAUUUACAAAAGCUGUGCUUAAAAUAAAGAACUUGUACAGAUCAUGAUGAUAGA
Messenger RNA from Gambusia affinis (western mosquitofish), 6785 nucleotides. It is a transcript of the gene clasp2, whose product is annotated as cytoplasmic linker associated protein 2. Gene Ontology annotation, biological process: mitotic spindle assembly. NCBI's taxonomy places the organism in Eukaryota, Metazoa, Chordata, Actinopteri, Cyprinodontiformes, Poeciliidae. The record is from RefSeq and is a predicted model, not a curated record. Gene Ontology annotation, cellular component: cytoplasmic microtubule; microtubule organizing center; spindle microtubule. The coding region runs from base 726 to 5363 and encodes 1545 amino acids. The transcript has 45 exons. Gene Ontology annotation, molecular function: microtubule binding.